AUGCCUCAUUUCACCCUUACUUCUGACACGCCAUGGAAGACCACAUUCUGUGACGCGUCUGGGCAAGUCGUCUAUAAGACCGAAUCGCACCGCGUUUUCCUGGGUCCAAGGAAAAUGAACAUCACUCGCCUUCUGCCUCACCCUACAACGAUCGCUGAAAUUGAUUACCGUUAUACAUCGAAUUCAAAGAUACGGUAUGGGGGUCAGGAGACGAAAAGUGACAAGUUCUUCCGGAAGGAGGGGUGGUCGUGGAACGGACGAGGAAGACUUUUCACUGGGCCUGACGGACAGGAGUAUGUCUGGAAGAUGAAAGACGAGAAUUGUGUGGUUAGUGCACACAAUCUGCAUCUUCUAAAUGGGAAGCUUAGUAGCCUAAUAUGUUAUAAGCUUUACUGGAAAGGGAACAAAGAAACGCCCGCCGCUACGUACCACCCACCCAAGUCAGGCUUAUUCAGGAAAGGCCGCCCAGGCUCACUCGAAAUUCGCUCAGAAGUCAUGUAUAUGUGCGACCUCGUCGUCAUGACCUUCAUCUACAUCGAAAAGUUCAGACAGGACCGAUUGGAAGAGAACGACUUCAUUGACGACGCAAUUGAAAAUUCUGCUGGGGAAUAG
This is a messenger RNA of Cyclocybe aegerita, 612 nucleotides long. NCBI's taxonomy places the organism in Eukaryota, Fungi, Basidiomycota, Agaricomycetes, Agaricales, Hemipholiotaceae. The record is from the annotation of a GenBank genome assembly.